CUUACUUUGACUCUAAGACCAGAGACAUUCUCCUCUCCUUUCUAGUGGAAAUGAGCUUUUUUUAAACAUUUGCUCCACAUCCGGGAGAACUGCAGAUUUUACUGAACAGUAAAGAUAACAGGAUCAUCUGACUUCAUCAGCUGAAGAUUUAUGCAGAUCGCUUAAUAACAAGACCCACAGUUAUAUCUUGGCAUCAACUGCACUGGAAUAUGAAUGCUGAUUACAGAUAAUUGAUCCAUGGAAAUGCAUUGAGUAAAAAAUGAACACGCUAAGGGACUCACCAAGAUACGCUCCAGGACACACUGUCUCUAAAAUAAUGGCCAAAGCAGUCCAAAGAUUUAAUGCAAAAAUUGUUUGCCCAGCUCAAAAACUUGCCUAUCGCAAUUAAGAAUUUAUAAAAGACAUUGCCUGCAAUAGAUGAGAGAGUUAUUUUCCUCUAGUAACAAUUAAAGAAAAACACUAAUCUGUUGUUUACCAGUUUUUCACAUCUCAAUCACUCCAUUCCUUCUAACUGCCUCUUCAACUAUGCUUUAUUCUCUCUGAUCCCUGUGUGAACUUCACUAACAUCCCUUACCUCCUAAGGCCAGCUCUUUCAUUCUCUCUAGCCAGGACUCAUGCAAGUUGCCCUAGGAUUGCCUUUGUCACACAUCUGAGUUUCUGUGUGAUCUCUACAAUGAGUUUCCUUGGUAUCUCCUUAUUUUCCUUCCAGCUACGCCUUUCUUCUUCCAUUGCAUCUUGUCAGUCUGGGUUUCUCAAUUGUCUAAUUUUGGGGUUGCUAUCAAAUGUCUCCACUAUUUCUUACUAUCCUACCUACUCCUUCUCCAUCCCACUUGGGCUCAUGCCCACUGCAACUGAGACUUGGAAGAUGGGAAGGAUGGAUAGAACUGAAUGUCGCAUCAGUCACCACUGCUCUAUUAAACAUCUAGAAAUAACAAAGCUGGUUGGCUGACAUGCAACUUACACAUUAGUUGUUUGUACAGAUGCACAUUUUUUCACGAUUAACUAGGCUUAAUUGACAACAUUCUCUUGGUCGUUAAUUUCUAAUUAAUUUCUCCCAAAUGACCCAUCAUGCUCAAACCAUGUCAUGUGUGUUGCCAAAUCAUCCAGACACUAACAUGCAUAUGCAGCCUAAUAUAUAUACACCAUUUCCCAAUGGAUCACUGCUGUAGGCUACAUUUUUUUCCUCCUUAUGUUUAUUACUUGAAGUAGCCAUUUGACUCAAAGCUGAGUAUUCAGACUCUAACAGGAAAGAGUGGUGGAUCCAAGAGGGCUUUCCUCAUUCAAUUUAAAGAUAAUUGCUGACAGAAUCUGUUGGACCUCAGGCAGUGGUACUAACCAGAUGGCACAUCAAAGAGCAGAGAUUUUGUGGGCUCUUUAACUCAGGUUACUGAACAGGAAAAAGUGGAUUGUUCCUUCAUUUCUCAGGACACACACAGCAGCUGUUGACUGCUGUGUCAUCAAGCUGAUGACUGGAUAAUAGAAAACUUUUUUUUAUUAAAAUUAAUUUAAUUAAUCUAGAUUUAUCAAUUGCAGAGAUGGAAUAAUCUUUUCUGAGUCUGAGAAUGAUUUUACUAGCCACUCAUGCACUGAGAGAACUGAGGAAGAGGUGUGCAAGAUCUCUGGUGUGGUAAUAUCAGAUCUAGAAGAUUUACUAAAUGCAAAGCAAGCACAGUAAAGUAUCGAUCACUGCUCCAUACAGUUCAUACAGGUGCUCACAGGAAGAGCCAAAGGCCACAUCUGAAUUGAUAAAUUAUAUGUAUCUGGAAAGCAUAAGCCAGACACAAAUCUGCUCCACACUUUUACACCAGGAUGAAUUUGUUCAGUAGAUAAUUUCUUGGUUUUGGUGUGUUCAUGGUUGGUCAAAUGAGCCCAAUUUUGGGAUGCUAAAACUUGAACGUUCUCCCAACCUGUGGUUGGUCCUGAGAUUUAUAUAUGCACAUGGGUUAACAUGUAACUAGUUACAACUUUUCCAGACCUGUUCUUUUAAGAGAAGUUGUUCUUUAAUUGUUCUUCUAACUUCUCAACCCAUUUCCAUUGCCAUGUGACAUCAGCUCUCCAUCCAAUCCCAAUCCCAAUCCAGCCCAACAACAGCUCUCUCAGAAAGUUAAACCACCAAACACUCUGAGUAAUGUCUGGUUCUCUUUCACCUAGUAAGAUGGAAAUGUUGGCAGAUGAUAAUGCAAGUGAAACCUUGAAGCCUUUGGUGUUCCGUCUCCAUGAAAAUGCCCCUGCAAUAAUCCGUGAGGUUUUACUGGAACGUGGUUGGACUGAAUUUGACCGAAAGGAGCAAGAUGACACAGACUGGAACUUGUACUGGCGGAACUCACCUUUUCCUAUGGCAGACCACCACAGUAUUAAACCAUGGCAGAGACUCAACCACUAUCCAGAAGCUGUCAGGAUCACCAGAAAAGACUAUUUGGCAAGGCAUCUGAAACGUAUGAAAGGAGCAUAUGGAUCAACACUGUAUGAAUUUAGUCCAGUGGCAUUCAUCAUGCCCAAUGACUAUGUCAAAUUUAUAGCAGAAUACAGCAAAGAGAGACAGACAGUAGGCAGACCUAGCUACUGGAUUUGCAAACCUGUGCAUCUCUCACGUGGAAGGGGCAUACUCAUUUUCCAAGACAUUGAAGACUUAGUCUAUCACUGUACAGUCAUUGUGCAGAAGUACAUUAGCAACCCCUUGCUCAUUUCAGGAUAUAAGUUGGAUCUUCGCCUUUAUGUGUGUGUCACCAGUUUUUGCCCACUCACCAUUUACACUUAUGAAGAGGGACUGGUGAGGUUUGCCACUGAGAAGUUUGACCUCAGUUCUCUAGACAAUGUCUACGCCCACCUAACAAACACCAGCAUCAACAAAUACGGAGCUUCAUAUAAAACAUUUAAAGAAGGGAUUGGCUGUGGUUGCAAGUGGACGUUCAGCAAAUUCCGUUCUUACCUUCGAAUUUUUGGGGUUGAUGACAUGCUACUGUGGCAAAAGAUGAAUAACAUUGUGAUUCUCACCUUGCUUGCUGUCACUCCCUUACCAGAGGCUUCCAAUUGCUUUGAACUCUUUGGCUUUGACAUCCUGAUUGAUGACAAGUUCAAGCCAUGGCUUUUAGAAGUGAACUACAAUCCAGCUUUGCGUUUAGACUGCUCCAUUGAUGACACUGUGAAAAGAAAACUUCUUCACGAUAUUGUUGAACUACUUAACUACAAGCAGGUUGACACUCACAGGCAGAAUGAAAGGCCUGGGUCAAAAGCUGUUAGAAGGCAAGUGCACUGGAGAAGAGCUGGUCAAAGCACCCCAGAAGAGGCUCCUGGCUUACUUUCUGGUCAAAAAGUAUCUACUUGUAUUUCUGCUCCUCAAACACAACCUGCGCUGCAAUUUGGAAGAGGAUCAAUUCAUAAGGCGUCUUCUCUGACCAGGAAAAGUGCCAGAGCACAUCCAAGGGAAACACUGACUUCUCAGCUGCGGGAAAAGAUGAAUAAGCCAAAAACAUCCUCUCAAGUAAAAAUUGAAGCUAAAAACAAACAACUCCCAGCUGUACAUCCGCCAUUCAUUUCUUCACAACUCAGCCGGUGGUCACCUUCACCUGAAAUCUGCAACUACAAGUUAAGCACACGCCCCUAUUUCCUCUCUGACAAAGAUCAGAUGCCUACCCGCCAGGUAGGAGGUUUUGUGCUUAUUUUUCCUUUCAAUGAAGCUGCACUUCAAGCUUCCAAGGACAGCACGGAUGUAAAGAGCAUCAUAAAGGAAAUAAGCAAGUUAGUGAGCAAACAAAAUAGCGCAAGACAAAAAAAGACAUGAUCUGUAUAACUUCAUAAUUUAAAGUCAUGCAGACAUCAUGAACGACACCGUUAGCUUGAAGGUAUGUGGGCAGUGCACUGAAGCUGUAUUAGAAGAAAAUAUUUCAAAGCAUACACAAUGUAAAAAUUGUGAUUUAGCAAUUACCAUGAGAGAUUAUUUUUGAAAAUGAAAGUGCUGAAUAACUCUUACAAGUAAUCUCAAAAUAAAAAUGGAGAAUUGCAUUUCUCAGAA
Tympanuchus pallidicinctus (lesser prairie-chicken) is the source of this 4012-nucleotide messenger RNA. RefSeq names its product tubulin tyrosine ligase like 2 (gene TTLL2). NCBI's taxonomy places the organism in Eukaryota, Metazoa, Chordata, Aves, Galliformes, Phasianidae. The coding region runs from base 2129 to 3781 and encodes 550 amino acids. The record is from RefSeq and is a predicted model, not a curated record. Gene Ontology annotation, biological process: protein polyglutamylation; microtubule cytoskeleton organization. Gene Ontology annotation, molecular function: tubulin-glutamic acid ligase activity; tubulin binding. The transcript has 3 exons. Gene Ontology annotation, cellular component: cilium.